AUGACACCAUUCCAAGCUCUCUAUGGGAGGCCUUCGUCGAGUAUUCCACAUUAUCAAGCUGGGGUAUCUUUCAUCGAUGAAGUGGACCAAACAAUGGUAUCACGAAAUACCAUUUUACAACAGCUCAAAGCCAAUUUACAUGCAGCGGCCAAUCAAAUGAAACAAGUGGCAGAUUCAAAAAGAAGGGACAUGGAGUUUCAAGUGGGGGAUUUAGUCUUCCUUAAACUCCAUCCUUUUCACCAACAAACUGUUUAUAGAAGAGCAUAUCAAAAGCUGGUUAGUCGCUUUUAUGGUCCAUACCAAAUUGAAGCAAAGGUUGGCAAGGUAGCUUACAAACUCAAAUUGCCAAAAGGGUCUCGAAUUCACCCUGUUUUUCAUGUCUCAAUGCUUAAACAACAAGUGGGGGACACUAAUGCCACUAGUACUGAACUACUACCUAUAGCUGAUGAUAGUGAGAUUAUUAUGGAACCGAAAGCUAUUUUGGAUAUCAGGUAG
Mangifera indica (mango) is the source of this 495-nucleotide messenger RNA. RefSeq lists its product as uncharacterized. The transcript has a single exon. NCBI's taxonomy places the organism in Eukaryota, Viridiplantae, Streptophyta, Magnoliopsida, Sapindales, Anacardiaceae. The record is from RefSeq and is a predicted model, not a curated record. Bases 1 to 495 code for a protein of 164 amino acids.